CUGAAAGCCUCCUGCUCGGACCCGCCGGCUUGCCCGAACGGCGCUCCGCUGAAGGCUUCCUGCUCUGAGCCACCGGCUUGCCCGAACGACGCUCCACUAAAUGCCACCUGCUCGGACCCGCCAGCUUGCCCGAACGGCGCUCCGCUGAAGGCCUCCUGCUCUGAGCCACCAGCUUGCCCGAACGGCGCUCCACUAAAUGCCGCCUGCUCGGACCCGCCGGCUUGCCCGAACGGCGCUCCGCUGAAGGCCUCCUGCCCGGACCUGCCAACUUGGCCAAACUCCGCUCCGCUGAAAGCCUCCUGCUCGGACCCGCCGGCUUGCCCGAACGGCGCUCCGCUGAAGGCUUCCUGCUCUGAGCCACCGGCUUGCCCGAACGACGCUCCACUAAAUGCCACCUGCUCGGACCCGCCAGCUUGCCCGAACGGCGCUCCGCUGAAGGCCUCCUGCUCUGAGCCACCAGCUUGCCCGAACGGCGCUCCACUAAAUGCCGCCUGCUCGGACCCGCCGGCUUGCCCGAACGGCGCUCCGCUGAAGGCCUCCUGCCCGGACCUGCCAACUUGGCCAAACUCCGCUCCGCUGAAGGCCUCCUGCUCGGACCCGCCAGCUUGCCCGAACGGCGCUCCGCUGAAGGCCUCCUGCUCUGAGCCACCGGCUUGCCCGAACGGCACUCCACUAAAUGCCGCCUGCUCGGACCCACCCGCUUGGCCAGACGGCGCUCCGCUCAAACGCUGA
Molecule: messenger RNA, 732 nt
Organism: Aureococcus anophagefferens
Lineage: Eukaryota; Pelagophyceae; Pelagomonadales; Pelagomonadaceae
Exons: 1
Source: RefSeq, a predicted model, not a curated record